This is a messenger RNA of Thecamonas trahens ATCC 50062, 800 nucleotides long. Its product is annotated as anamorsin. The record is from RefSeq and is a predicted model, not a curated record. Gene Ontology annotation, molecular function: iron-sulfur cluster binding. Gene Ontology annotation, biological process: iron-sulfur cluster assembly. Gene Ontology annotation, cellular component: cytoplasm. The coding region runs from base 48 to 800 and encodes 250 amino acids. The transcript is spliced from 2 exons. NCBI's taxonomy places the organism in Eukaryota, Apusomonadida, Apusomonadidae.
CACCACCCACCCACCCACACAGCACACACACCUCACCCCCAUACACCAUGACCACGGUAUUCCUUGGUCCGAUCGAUCAUGACAUGGUGAGCACCCUCUCGCCGUCAUCCGCUUCCAAGUCGCUUGUCACACUCUCGAGUGCCACUCUCUCUAUUCUCUCCAAUGCAUGUGCUCAGCAGCUGAUCUGGGCUCUUGAUGCUGCUCCCUCCUUUGACCAGCUCGUUGACGUUGUUCGCAUCCUUGCUCCUGGUGCUGUCUUCCGCUUCAUCGGCAGUGAUGCUGAUGCUGCUGCAGCUCUGCCAACGACAUGCAUCAUGGCAGGCCUUGUUGAGCCGGCAGUUGCCAACUCGAUUGUUGUCGCUGCAAAGCCGGCGUGGGAAGUCGGGACGGCAAACUCGCUCAAUCUGCGCAAGCCCAUCAACAACGCCGCCCCUGCUGCCGGUGCUACCUGGUCGCUUGGCGCGUCGGACCUGGUGGACGACGACGUUGCAGAGCUCAUUGACGAGGACGAUUUGUUGGACGACGAUGAUGCGGCGGCUGCGGUGACUGCGCCCAACGACGACUGUGAGGUCGGCGCCGGCGGCGUGCGCAAGGCGUGCAAGGACUGCACCUGCGGCCGCGCCGAGGGCCAGAUGGAGGUCACUCCCGAGAUGGCGGAGAACCCGGUCUCCUCGUGCGGCUCGUGCUACCUCGGCGAUGCCUUCCGCUGCGGCACGUGCCCGUACCGCGGCCUCCCGCCGUUCAAGCCUGGCGAGAAGAUUGAUCUCAACGCGCUCGGCAUGGACGCCGUCGACCUGUAG